AUGCUAAUAUUCAAUGGUUUCUAUAUACAUUUACAAUCAUUCUUUAUAUUAUUUCUAUAUUUAACUUGGAUCCAUUCAAUUGUUUAUGGUCUAUUACAAGUAAAUGGUGAUAAGAAUGAGACAGUUACAACAAUGACAACAACAACAACCCAUUCAAAUUCUACGAAUGAUAACAUUUCAAAUACAUCAACUAUAACAAAUACUACUUCAAGUACACGUAAAGUAAUUCAAGGAGCAUCAUUUACAAUGACUGAUUCAUCAUAUUAUGAUUAUAAACCAAAUUCAAUGAAUUAUAAUGAAGGAUAUAAAACAAAAACAAAUGAACAUUAUGAUAAACAUAAAGUGAAUUAUGAACAAUAUUUUAAAAAUUAUGAUCAAUCUUAUCAUCAUAAACAUAAACAUCAUCAUCAUCAUCAUCAUCACCAUGAUCAUCAUGAUCAUUAUCGUCGUCAGGAUCAGGAUCAGAAUCAAGAUCAUCACGAUCAUAAUGAUCAUCAUCAUUCUUAUGAAUAUUCUUCUAAAGAAGAUAAUCAUCUAAAAACAAUAUCAUCUGAAUGGAUAUAUGAUAAAUUAAAAGAAUAUUUAACUUGUAUCUAUGAGAAACAAAUGAAUUGUGAAGAUCAAUUUGUUACAGAAUUACAAUUGAAAUUAUUAAAAAUUCAAUCAAAUAAACAAAAAAUUAAUCAACAUUAUGAAUCAAUAUCAUCUGAUAACAUGAAACAAAUACCAAUAUUAUCAGUGAAUAUUGAUACAGAAACCUUAGUAACAAAACAUGAUGAUGAUCAUUCACAUAAAGAACAUCAACAUAAAAAAGAACAUGAAGAAAUAAGAAAAGAUUUAUCUACUAUAUAUCGAACAAACAAUGAUCAAGUUGAAAUAAAUAGACAUAAAGAAAUAGAACAAACAGAGAAAUUUUAUUCACAUGAAUCUUAUCAAAGUUUAGAUAAUGAUAAACAUUUAAGUUAUUAUCAUAAUGAUCAUCAUGAUCGUCAUCAUCAUAAUCCUCGACAUCAUCAUUAUCAUCAUCAUCAGCAGCAGCAGCAACAUCAACAUCAGCAUCAUCAUCAUCCUCCACCACCUCCUCCUCCUCCUGAUCAUCAUCGUCAUAAAGAUCAUCAUGAUCAUGAUCGUGAUCAUCGUGAUCAUCAUCAUCAUCAUCGUUCAUCUUCCCAUAAUAAAUAUGGAUGGUUUGAAAAACUAGAUAAAAUGAUACCAAGUUUGGAUGAUAAUGAUGAUGAUGAUGAUGAGGAGGAGAAGGAUGAGGAUGAGGAUGAUGAGCAUCGUCAUAAACACAAAGAUAAACAUCCACACCAUCGUCCAACUUAUCGAAAGUAUUCAAACAAAUAUUAA
This is a messenger RNA of Schistosoma spindalis, 1350 nucleotides long. The record is from the annotation of a GenBank genome assembly. NCBI's taxonomy places the organism in Eukaryota, Metazoa, Platyhelminthes, Trematoda, Strigeidida, Schistosomatidae.